UAAUCAUACAAGGCACGUAAAAAACGUUUUCCACGUGGGGUAGAUGUUGGUGUGAAUAAAAUUAAUUUAAACAUUUAAAAAUGGGGAAGGCAAGAGGAACAGCUAGAAGAAAGAGCAAAAAAUACAACUACAGUGUAAACAAGAAGAAAAAACACAGAAAGAUGAUCAACUCUAAAGGGCUUAAAAUAAGCUGCCAGCCAAUAAGAGAAGCUUGGAACUCCAAGAAGAGUGUAUAUAAAAACUUAGAGGAAAUGGGUUUGUCUGUGGAUCCCAAUGACACUAUGCAAGUUACAGUGAAACAGGGAAAAAUGAGCCCCGAGGAAAACAUUGGAAAGAAAAAAAUGACGAAAGGACAUGUUGUAAAAGAUCUAGAGAAAGAAGCAACUGCACCAAGGGCUAAAGGUUUAAGGUUACCUAAAGAUGUAGUUGUUUUUUGUACCUAUAUGCUUGAAAAAUAUGGCGAUGAUUACAAAGCUAUGGCUCGUGAUCCUAGAAACUAUUACCAGGAAACUCCAAAAACGAUUUUCCGAAGGAUCCAGCGGUUCAAAAAUAUUUCUCCACAAUGGAAUGGAUAUCUGCGAGCAAAAGAACUUAAAACAAAUGAGUAAAAUAGUGAUAUUAAUGCAACUUACUGGAAUUAGACUAUUUUCCACUUGUAUUAUAGAUUUUAUUUACAUUUCUUGGAAUAAAGAUGGCUGUGGUGUUA
Molecule: messenger RNA, 706 nt
Organism: Limulus polyphemus (Atlantic horseshoe crab)
Lineage: Eukaryota; Metazoa; Arthropoda; Merostomata; Xiphosura; Limulidae
Product: nucleolar protein 16-like
Exons: 5
Coding region: 81-608 (175 amino acids)
Biological process (GO): ribosomal large subunit biogenesis
Cellular component (GO): nucleolus
Source: RefSeq, a predicted model, not a curated record